AAAUUACAAUUAUAUUUUCUUCCUCAUUUUGCCCAUCACACUCUCUCCGGAGUGAUGUCGCCAUCUCUUCCACUUCACUUCCUCUUUACUGUCGCAGCAUUUCUCACAUCUCCAGUCUCCUCCCAUUUCUCUUCUACAUCCUCCUCGCCCUCCCCGGAUUCCACCCCUUCUCUCUCAGACUGGAGAUCUGCUCGUGCCACCUACUACGCCGCCUCCGACCCUCGCGAUGCGGUCGGCGGAGCCUGUGGUUAUGGCGAUUUAGUGAAGGCAGGCUAUGGCAUGGCCACUGUUGGUCUCAGCGAGUCGUUGUUUGAACGCGGACAGAUCUGCGGUGCCUGCUUUCAGCUUCGGUGUGUGGAGGACCUCCGGUGGUGUAUUCCUGGAACCUCUAUCAUUGUCACUGUUACUAAUUUCUGUGCGCCUAAUUAUGGCUUCACGGCUGAGGGUGGAGGCCAUUGUAACCCUCCUAAUAAGCAUUUUGUUCUCCCUAUUGAGGCGUUUGAGAAGAUCGCUAUCUGGAAGGCGGGAAACAUGCCUGUUCAGUAUCGGAGGAUCAAAUGCCGAAAGGAAGGGGGUAUUCGAUAUACCGUUUCUGGGUAUGGCAUUUAUCUCUCAGUGUUGAUAAGUAACGUUGCUGGGGCUGGAGAUGUUAGUGCUGUAAAGAUCAAGGGCACAAGAACUGGUUGGCUUCCGAUGGGUCGUAACUGGGGGCAAAACUGGCACAUUAAUGCUGAUUUGAACCAUCAAGCCCUUUCGUUCGAAGUCACUAGCAGUGAUGGAGUAACAAUUUCAUCCUACAAUGUUGCUCCAAAGGAUUGGAACUUUGGGCAGACUUUUGAAGGCAAACAGUUUGAAUCUUGAAAUUUUCCACUCUUGUAAUUUUUGUCUGUAAAAGUUUUAAAUUAGUUUCUAUUUUCUCUCUCCAUUAGGCAUUUACCAAAGGGUUAUUCUUCUUCUUUAUUUUGGUGCUUAAUUUAUCCCCUUUUUUCUUAGCCGAAGGGUAAUAGGCUUUGAGUUUCAUACCUUCAUCAAGUGUACAAGAACAGGUGCUCAACUCGAGAGGUUUUGGAUGGUAUUUGUGAAGGAUAAGCGUACGGAAAUCCGAUCUAAACUAUAUUGUUAAAGGGCUUCUUU
Molecule: messenger RNA, 1134 nt
Organism: Cucumis melo (muskmelon)
Lineage: Eukaryota; Viridiplantae; Streptophyta; Magnoliopsida; Cucurbitales; Cucurbitaceae
Product: expansin-A13
Exons: 2
Coding region: 55-861 (268 amino acids)
Biological process (GO): plant-type cell wall organization
Cellular component (GO): extracellular region
Source: RefSeq, a predicted model, not a curated record